Messenger RNA from Lonchura striata (white-rumped munia), 12272 nucleotides. RefSeq names its product kinesin family member 21B (gene KIF21B). The record is from RefSeq and is a predicted model, not a curated record. Lineage: Eukaryota; Metazoa; Chordata; Aves; Passeriformes; Estrildidae. Gene Ontology annotation, cellular component: microtubule associated complex. Gene Ontology annotation, molecular function: microtubule motor activity; ATP binding; microtubule binding. Gene Ontology annotation, biological process: microtubule-based movement; mitotic spindle organization; spindle elongation.
CCUCCCGGCCCGCGGAUGCUCCGGGGCAGCGGCGGCGGCGCCGCGCGGGGCCAUGGCGGCCCCGGACAGCUGCGUGAAGGUGGCCGUGAGGAUCCGUCCGCAGCUGCCCAAGGAGAAGAUAGAGGGGUGCCACAUCUGUACCUCGGUGACACCUGGCGAGCCCCAGGUGCUGCUGGGCAAGGACAAGGCCUUCACCUAUGACUUUGUCUUUGACCUGGACACGUGGCAGGAGCGGAUCUACACGACGUGCAUGGGGAAGCUCAUCGAGGGCUGCUUCGAGGGCUACAAUGCCACUGUGCUGGCCUACGGGCAGACUGGAGCAGGGAAGACCUACACCAUGGGCACUGGCUUCGACAUGAGCACCUCGGAGGAGGAGCAGGGCAUCAUCCCCCGGGCCAUCAGCCACCUCUUCAGCGGCAUCGAGGAGCGCAGGCGAGCGGCCCAGAGCCAGGGCCUGGCAGCGCCCGAGUUCAAAGUCAGCGCCCAGUUCCUGGAGCUCUACAACGAGGAGAUCCUGGACCUGUUCGACAGCACCCGCGACCCCGACGCGCGCCACCGCAAAUCCAACAUCAAAAUCCACGAGGAUGCCAGUGGGAGCAUCUACACCACGGGGGUCACGUCACGCCUCAUCAGCUCACAGGAUGAGCUGAUCCAGUGCCUGAAACAAGGAGCUCUUUCCCGCACCACGGCCAGCACCCAGAUGAACGUGCAGAGCUCCCGAUCCCAUGCCAUCUUCACUAUUCACCUGUGCCAGACGAGAGUGUGUGCCCGCCCAGAGCUGGUGAAUGAGGAGGUGAGCAGCCUUCUGGAUGGAUCCCAACCGGCUGCUGAGUACGAGACCUUGACAGCCAAGUUUCACUUUGUGGACCUGGCUGGCUCGGAGAGGCUGAAGCGCACGGGUGCCACUGGCGAGAGAGCGAAGGAGGGGAUCUCCAUCAACUGCGGGCUGCUGGCCUUGGGGAAUGUCAUCAGUGCCCUUGGAGACCAGAGCAAGAAGGUCGUGCACGUGCCCUACCGCGACUCCAAGCUCACCCGCCUGCUGCAGGAUUCCCUCGGGGGCAACAGCCAAACCAUCAUGAUUGCCUGCGUGAGCCCCUCGGACCGGGAUUUCAUGGAGACCCUGAACACGCUCAAGUACGCCAACCGGGCCCGCAACAUCAAGAACAAGGUGGUGGUGAACCAGGACAAGACGAGCCAGCAGAUCAGCGCCCUGCGGGCCGAGAUCGCCCGGCUGCAGAUGGAGCUGAUGGAGUACAAGGCCGGCAAGCGGGUGAUCGGGGAGGAUGGCACGGAGGGCUACAGCGACCUGUUCCGGGAGAACGCCAUGCUGCAGAAGGAGAACAGCGCCCUGCGCAUGCGCGUCAAGGCCAUGCAGGAGGCCAUCGACGCCAUCAACAGCAGGGUCACCUACCUCAUGAGCCAGGAGGCCAACCUGAUGCUGGCCAAAGCAGGUGACGGCAACGAAGCCAUCGGCGCCCUCAUCCAGAACUACAUCCGGGAGAUUGAGGAGCUGAGGACAAAGCUCCUGGAGAGCGAGUCCAUGAACGAGUCCCUGCGCCGCAGCCUCUCGCGGGUCUCUGCCCGGCCCCCCUACCCCGUGGGCUCCUCGCCCGCUGGCCUGGCCGGGCUGUGCAGCCCCGCUGCCCCCCUGGACACCGAGGCCUCCGACGUCCUCCGGCGGGCCAAGCAGGACCUGGAGCGCCUGAAGAAGAAAGAGCGGCGGCAGCAGAGGAAGAGCCCAGAGAAGGAGGCGUUUAAGAAGCGGCAGAAACUGCAGCAGGACAAUGGGGAGGAGACCGAUGAGAACGAGGUGGAAGAGGAGGAGGAAGAACAGGAUGAGAGUGGCUGUGAGGAAGAGGAUGGGCGCGAGGAUGAAGACGAGGAUUCGGGCAGUGAAGAGAGCCUGGUGGACUCAGACUCGGAUGCAGAGGAGAAGGCUGUGAAUUUCCAGGCUGACCUGGCAGAUCUGACCUGUGAGAUUGAGAUCAAGCAGAAGCUGAUUGAUGAACUGGAGAACAGCCAGCGGCGUUUGCAGACCCUCAAGCACCAGUAUGAGGAGAAGCUGAUCCUACUGCAGAACAAGAUUCGGGACACACAGCUGGAGCGGGACCGGGUCCUGCAAAACCUCAGCACCAUGGAGUGCUACACAGAGGAGAAAGCCAACAAGAUCAAGGCAGACUACGAGAAGCGGCUGAAGGAGAUGAACCGGGACCUGCAGAAGCUGCAGGCAGCCCAGAAGGAGCACGCCCGCCUGCUCAAGAACCAGUCUCGCUACGAGCGGGAGCUGCGCAAGCUGCAGGCAGAAGUGGCCGAGAUGAAGAAGGCAAAGGUGGCACUGAUGAAGCAGAUGCGGGAGGAGCAGCAGCGGCGGCGGCUGGCGGAGACCAAGAGGAACCGGGAGAUCGCGCAGCUCAAGAAGGAGCAGCGCCGGCAGGAGUUCCAAAUCAGGGCUCUGGAAUCUCAGAAGCGACAGCAGGAAAUAGUGCUGCGGAGGAAAACCCAGGAGGUGUCAGCACUGCGCCGUCUAGCCAAGCCCAUGUCAGACCGGGUGGCAGGCAGGAUGAGCCAGAAGCCGCCCAUGAUGGACUCGGGCGCCGAGGUCUCGGCCAGCACCACCUCCUCCGAGCCCGAGUCUGGCGCUCGCUCCGUCUCCAGCAUUGUGCGCCAGUGGAACAGGAAAAUCAACAACUUCCUGGGAGACCCCUCGUCCUCCAUUAAUGGGGCUCGGCCUGCCAGGAAGAAGUUCCCCAAGAAGGGGACGAGCCAGACCUUCAGCAAAGCUGCCCGCCUCAAGUGGCAGUCCCUGGAGCGGCGCAUCUUCGACAUUGUCAUGCAGAGAAUGACCAUCGUCAACCUAGAGGCAGACAUGGAGAGGCUCAUCAAGAAACGUGAGGAGCUAUCACUGCUGCAGGAGGCAUUGCUGGGCAAGCGGGCAAAGCUGCAGGCAGAGAGCCCCAAGGAGCAGAAGGGUCUACAAGAGCUGAACGAGGAAAUUGAGGUGCUGGGGGCCAACAUUGACUAUAUCAACGACAGCAUUUCAGACUGCCAGGCCACCAUCAUGCAGAUUGAGGAGACCAAGGAGGAGCUGGACUCCACGGACACCUCGGUGGUGAUCAGCUCCUGCUCCCUGGCCGAAGCCCGGCUGCUGCUGGACAACUUCCUGAAAGCCUCCAUCGACAAGGGGCUGCAGGUGGCCCAGAAGGAGGCGCAGAUCCGGCUGCUGGAGGGGCGCCUGCGGCAGACGGACGUGGCCAGCUCCUCGCAGAACCACGCCCUGCUGGACGCCCUGAGGGAGAAGGCAGAGUCGCACCCCGAGCUGCAGGCACUGAUCCACAACGUCCAGCAAGAGAACGGCUACACCAGCACGGACGAGGAGGUUUCAGAGUUCAGCCUGGCCUCGGAUGGGAGCAUCUCCCAGUCUUUCACCAUGAAGGGUUCAGCAAGCCAGGAUGACUUCAAGUUCAAGGGAGAGCCCAAGCUCUCGGGGCAGAUGAAGGCAGUGUCAGCUGAGUGUCUGGGACCCACGCUGGACGUCUCCACUAAGAACAUCACCAAGUCCUUGGCAUCCCUCAUGGAGAUCAAAGAGGACGGGAUCGGCUUCUCCAUCCGGGACCCCUAUUACAAGGAGAAGGUGUCACGCACCAUCAGCCUGCCCACGCGAGGAAGCACCUUUCCCAGGCAGUCCCGGGGCUCGGACACUUCUCCUCUGACAAGGCGGAAAUCCUAUGACCGUGGGCAACCUGCCAGGCCUGCAGACAUUGGCUUCACUCCACCCUCAUCCCCACCCACCCGUCCGCGCAACGACCGCAACGUCUUCUCCCGUCUCACGAGCACCCAGAGCCAGGGAUCUGCCUUGGACAAGUCUGAUGACAGCGAUUCCUCUGUCUCGGAGGUGCUGAGGGGCAUCAUUAACCCAGUGGGUGGCACCAAGAACGCCCGGACAGCCCCGCUGCAGUGUGUCUCGGUGGCAGAGGGACACACCAAGCCUGUGCUCUGCCUGGAUGCCACCGACGAGCUGCUCUUCACCGGCUCCAAAGACCGGAGCUGCAAAAUGUGGAACCUGGUGACAGGCCAGGAGAUCGCCUCUCUCAAGGGUCACCCAAACAAUGUGGUUUCCAUCAAGUACUGCAGCCACACGGGGCUGGUGUUCACCGUGUCCACGUCGUACAUCAAGGUGUGGGACAUCCGCGACUCCGCCCGCUGCGUCCGCACCCUCACGUCUUCUGGGCAGGUGAUCUCUGGGGACGCGUGUGCCGGGACCAGCAGCCGCACGGUGGCCAGCGUGCAGGGCGAGCACCAGAUCAACCAGAUCGCGCUCAACCCGGGCGGCACCGCGCUCUACGCGGCCGCCGGCAACGCCGUGCGCGCCUGGGAGCUCAGCAGGCUGCAGCCCGUGGCAAAGCUGAGUGGCCACAUCGGGCCAGUGAUGUGUCUGACAGUGAGCCAGACGGCGAGCAACCACGACCUGGUGGUCACCGGCUCCAAGGAUCACUACGUCAAGGUGUUUGAGAUCACGGAGGGCAUGGUGGGCAAUAUUGGCCCCACUCACAACUUCGAGCCCCCUCACUACGAUGGCAUCGAGUGCCUGGCCAUCCAGGGGGAUGUCCUCUUCAGCGGCUCCAGGGACAACGGCAUAAAGAAGUGGGAUCUGGAGCAGCAGGAACUUAUCCAGCAAAUCCCCAAUGCCCACAAGGACUGGGUCUGUGCCCUGGCCUUCAUCCCCGGGCGCCCCAUGGUGCUGAGCGCCUGCCGAGGCGGCGUCAUCAAAGUGUGGAACGUGGACAGCUUCACCCCAGUCGGGGAGAUCAAGGGGCACGACAGCCCCAUCAACGCCAUCUGCACCAACUCCAAGCACAUCUUCACUGCCUCCAGCGACUUGACAGUGAAGCUCUGGAGUGGGAGGAGGUUGCCUGCGGGGUCAAACUAGGAACUGCAGAAAGACUGGAAGGCUGGGGCAGGGUGAAGGUCAGGGUACCUCCCCCUGCUGCCAGGACUCAGUCACCCACAGGAGCUCAGCCCAGGACAGGGAUUUCUUUGUGCCUGACCCAACGGGGUGGACGAUGCUGCGUCUGCUACUUCGAGCACUGUCAGCUCCUGUGAGGAAGCAGCUCUGGGGGGCACCAGCAGCUCCACCUGCCCUCCUGCUGAGGUUUCUCCAUGGUUCUCCAGUGAACAGGAAAUGUUUCACCUCUCCUCUCGCCCAUCCUGCUGUGAGGACUUUGGGGGUCAGGGAUCCCUGACUCCUCAGAGACACCCGGCUCCCUCCUGCCACUGUGGGCCCACGUGGCCUCUGCCAUGCUGUGCUGCUCCCAGGCUGGUUCCUGCAGGAGCCUUCUCCACUCCACGAGGACAUUUGGUGUCUGCUGGCCAGGACCACAACACAGAGGGUGCUUCUCUGGAGCCAUUACUUGUGAGACACCUCUGCUGUGGGGACUGCAGAAGGAUUUCCUGGUACUCCCAGCCUCCCCUUUCCUGUGUGGAAAUGUCCCCAGUGGUUGGAGAGCUGCACUCUGAGCUCCUUGGCCGUGUCCCAUCUGGUGAGGCACAGCAGGCCUGGGGAGAUCUCCACUGGACAACUUCCAGACAGACCUGCUGCAGUUCCCUUUGACACUCUCCACACCCCAGGUGUAAACUCAACUGCCCCAUGGCUCUGGGCUCUUCCCCACGUGCCCAGCUCUGCUCUGGACGUCGUGGCCCCCAUCAGGGCUUCGUGCUGGGUUCCUGCAGCGAGUUAAUCCCCUUGGGACGGAGAAACCAAGCAAGAAUGGAGGUCACAGGGCAAAAGAGCCAAGGCUGGACUUGUCACCCCACUGCUGUGGCUCUGUCUGUCCUUCCCUUGGGUUGUGCCCUCAGAGCUCUGCCUGCACUGGGGCUUGCUCAGGCUGGGCCUGCUGGGCUGCAGGGCUGGAGAGGAGCCAGCAAGGCAUGGAGCAGCCAGAGCAGAGGGGAGGGGGUUGCACACUCUGCCCUCGCACAAGGCUCCUGAUUCCCCCUGUGCUCCAAGGACAGUCCUGCAGGGGAUGAUCUCGCACAAUCUCAUCUCCUUGAGGGUCUGGGGGCUCCACCCAGGAGUGUCUCCCCAAGGACGCACAUUCUGCAGGCUCCUUCCUCUGUCUCUCCUGUUCAAGGGGGGCUGGUAAGGCCCUGCUCUCACACUGGAGCUUCCCUGCAUCUCUCCAAUGGACCAUUGGACCAUCCCCUGCUCUGUCCUGCCCUGGGCCACCCAGGGCUCUUGUGGAGUGGCCGAGGAGACCCCAGGAUGGGUGGUCCUGCCUCACACACUCUCCUUUCCCCUUUGUCACAGAAGAAGCAGCACUUGAACUCAAAUUCAAGGAUUUCUCCGUGUGAUCCCACCAGCACUGAACUGGGAUCUUGGAGGCCAGGGGCUCCAGGACCUGCCCCAUAAAGCACAGACCAUUUCCCCUCUGCUCUCUCCAACCACGGUGACACCUGGACCUGCCCCAGGUCAGCUGCCACCAGCUCUUGUUCCAACAUUCUGCUGGAGUGAGGGGAUUCCUCUGCAUCAAGAAGGACAGGAGUAUCUCUGUUGAUUUUGGGGGGGAAGGGGGGUUGUCUUUUUUUGGGAAAAUUCCAUCCUGCUGGCUUGCCUUGGUGGAGGGUAAAUGGUACCUGUGUGUGAGUGUGAGAGUGAGUGUGAGUGUGAGUGACCCUGCCCAGGACUGGUCCCUGUGAAGGUGGCUGAGCCCUGCACAGCCAGGACUGGUGACUGUGUUGAGGGGAGUCUCCCACCCAUCCUGUGUGACCUGUGGAGCUGAGGCUGCAGCCAAAAAUGCACAGAGACCUCACCAGCCAAGGGCACACAGCCAUGGUGGGGGUCUGGGGGUCUGCAGGAGCUGUCUCCACCCUAAGCCUGUCUUGGCUUUCUGCACUCAUUCCUCAGCUGGUUUAUCCUUUGCGUGGCUGGAGGGGCUGUGUGUGCGUGUGGGUGUCUCUGCUGAGUGCUUGGCUGUAGCCUGGUGUCGUGUGUGAGCCUCUGUCUGCCCUGAGAUCUCCAGUGCCUGGAGCCUUCCCUGCUGCCAUGGGUGAAGGGGGCACAGCUGGGGUCACACCUGCCUUGCCUUCUGCCACCAAUACCUUCCUGUGUGCAGGCUGAAGGUGCCUGUUCAGCACUGCAGGGCUGAAGGUUGGUCCUGGGUGAUGCUGGGGCAUUGGUGUCCUGAGGCAGGGGGUUUGAAGUGAGGAGAGUCCUGAUUUAGGAAUAGCAUUCUCCAGUUUACUGCUCCCACUAAAACCCUGCACCUCUCACAUCCCCAUCCCCAUCCCCAGCAGGGUGGAGGGGGGAGUUGGAGGCACAAAAGAUGAAGAUCACAGAUUGAGAGAAGAGCAAUUUAUUGGAAACAGCAGUAAGAUAAAAGACAAACAGUAAAACAGCAACGAUAUUAAUAACAGAAGUAUCCAAAAGAGAGAAUGAUUCACGUGCAGAAUGCUCACCCUGACCUGCCUGCAGCCGUGUUCUACUGACCAGAGUAGACCUCUCCUCUGGGGAGAAGAGAAAAAUGGAUCCUUCCCCUGAGUAUCUCCAUGGCAUCAGGGUACACUGUGUGUAAAGCCUUACACUCUUGUGGAUCUGCUGUGCCAGCCUUGGACCCACACAGCCCAACAGGGCCCAUUGCUGCCCUCCCCUCCCCUAAGUGACAUUUGCCUUUUUAUUCUGAGCACGUGCCCACUGGAAACGGGGCUGGCAUUGAUCCUUGAAGGAUUUCCUGCAGCUGUUGUUUUUUCUCUCAGCUCACACCCCCAUGCUUGGGGCAGAGGUGGGUUUUCCUUCCCUCUUCCUCUUGUCCUCUCUGUGCCCAUGCAGGUAAAACCACUGGUUGCCUUGUGGUGUGUCCCCUCUUGAGAGAGGCUCUGGUCUGUACUGGUGUGACAUGGGACAUUUCCUCAGUCCACAGUCCAUGGGCUGGUCCAGUCUUAGACAGUCUUUUUACACAGUUGAGACAGGCUGGCAGGAAGAAAAAAUCAUGAUCUUCAUCAUCAGAGUUGAGGAGUCACCUUUAACAUUGUUUGUUCUCCUUCUGUUCAGAUCCCUGAAUAACCUCCCUAGAAAUCUCUUUCUUGACUCCAAAGAUUAUGCGGCCUGCAGUAAGGAGACCUGGAAAAACAUGAUUUCCUUAACAUUCAAAGGGAAUUCACAACUUCAAAGCUGUUUUAACAGGAAAAGUGGGUGAAAGGCUGGGGAAAAUCAUCCACAUCAUUGCCAAUGAGGCUGUGCUGUGUACAACCUCCUGGCACGUGCAUGGUGUGCACUGGACCUCAUCUGCAGGCACUGCUGCUUGUUUGAAUCCCUAGGGACCCCCUCUGCCACUCCCUCGGGUGCUGGGCACCCUCUCCAUGCUGCUCCACCUGCUUGGGUGCACUGCUCCAUUAUCCUCGAGGGAAUGCCUUCCCUCAGCUUGGCAGGAGCUGCUGCAGAGGUGAGAGUUGCUGUGCUCUUCCCUUGCCCAUGCCACGUCCCAGGACAGGGACAGUGUUUGGCUUCACUGCCAUCAGGUUCCACGGCGUGGCUUCAGCAUCCCAGCAUUGCAGCACUGGGGUCAGCAGGGGCUCAACCCCCCUGGCAGCUGAACCCUCUUCAGCUGUCCCUCACCUGGGGAUGGGGUGAUUAUCCCCAGCCCUGCCUGCUCCUGUUGUGAGGGCUCUGCUUCCUCUUCAUCCCUCUCCCUACAAACUGGAUAGAGAUUUGGAUUUCUUCUGUGUUGGGGCACUGCUGCCAGCACGGGUUGUUCCUGUGCUUCAGCUGCAGCUUGAGUGGCCACGGUGCUGCUGCUCUGCCUUCCUCCUCCUCCUCCUCCUCCUCCUCCUCCUCCUCCCGAGGGUGCUGUCUGGUGCAAAGCAGUGUCUGAUAAAUGCUGCAGUGAGGCUCCUCACUGGAACUGCUGCAACAUUCUCCUUGCAAGUGCUCUGUCACUUUUACAGCACCCUGUACUUCUUCCAAACCACUGGAGGAGAGAAUUUCUUCCCAAAGUGGCCCAUUUUCUCCCACAUUCCAUGCCACUCAUGACUAUUCCCCUUCAGGACAGAUCUCUGAAUAACCUCCCUAGAAAUCUCUUUCUUGACUCCAAAGAUUAUAUGGACUGCAGUAAGGUGACCUGGAAAAAUAUGAUUUCCUUAACAUCCAAAGGGAAUUCAGAGCUUCGAAAGCUGUUUUAACAGGCCUCAAGGGGGGAAAGUGGGUGAAAGUCUGGGGAAAUCAUCCUCCCCUGUUCCCCCCACAGGCUGGUCAUAAUUGUUAUUAAUGGACUCCCAAAGGAAGUGCCUGAGGUAAGGGUAGGAGAGCAACACUGCAGACAUAUCCCAAAUGACCCUCACUGCCCUUGGUGUUAUCAUGGCAUAAAGUGACAGGGCAAUCCUGAUCCCCCUCCCUGAGACAGAGGCUGUGAUGGGAACAGACAGAAAUAUGAACAGGGUUAGGUUCCCACUUGGGCAGACCAGAAAACAUUGUCACCACUGGCUCAGCACCUAAUGCAGAAAAUGUUUAGAUCAAAUUUGCUUCCUACCCACUCUGGGCAGAUCUGUGGUUAUCUCAACCAUUCAAGCCCUACUUUGGAUGAAAAAAAAAAAGCUGUUGUGGUUUAGGAAUGGUAUUCCCCAAUUUAGUGUUCCCACUAAAACUGUGCACUGCCACAACCCCCAGCUCCUUCCUUCCCUGUGGUGGAAUGGAGAGGAGAACUGGAGGCACAAAGGUGAAAAAAUCACAGGCAGAGAUAGGAACGAUUGACUGGAAACAGCGAUGAGAUAAAAACAAUUAACAGCAACAACAUUAAUAACGAAAGUGUACAAAAGAGAGCAAAUCACAUGCAAAUGCUCACUGCAGUGCAAGCUACCCUGAUUGGAAGAGAUCCCUUCUCCCUGGAAGAGACUCCCUUCCCCUUGCCCAGCAAUGAUGUGAGGUGGUCUGAAAGGACCUCUGGGCUCUGGCCAUGUCCCCUCCUGGCUACUGCAAAAAUUAACUCUGUCCUGGCUGGAACCAGGCCAGGGGUGACUGUGAUCCCAUAGCUCUGUGUGUGUGUGUGUGUGUGUGUGUGUGUGUGUGUGUGUGUGUGUGUGUGUGUUUGUAGGUCUCAGUACCUGUGUGGGUUGAUGUUUCUCAUGCAAAAGAGCAUUUUUUGGCUGUUGAUCUGGUUUAGCUACCUCACGGUGCAAGCUGGGUGCUGUCGUCAUUGGGUUUCCUGUUGGGGAUGGGGUGGGGAGUUUGUGGUGUAAGAUUUUUUUUUUUUCUCUUAAUUAUUGUUAUUGUUAUGGUCUUGACACUUGAAUUCGUCCUGGGGACACGUGGCCUCACUGCCACCUUGCUGCAUGUCUGAGCCACCCCCUGUGUUCCCAGCCCUGCCUCCUCCUGGGCAGGGCAGCAGGGCUGGAGCCCCUGCCCUGCCAGCUCCCCCUUUGCUGUGGGAUCCCCCAGAGCCAGAUUCUGCUCCCAUUUCUCAUAGGACUCCUGGGCUGGGGAUCUGGGGUGUUCCAUUGGUGAUUGGGCUGAUUGGCAGCCUGGGUGUGGCUCCCAUGUGGUCCCACGAAGGGUGGAAGGGGAGCUCUGAAAGGCUCAGCCCAGAUUUCUCCCUCUGCUCUCACAGAUGCUCUCUGUGGCUGAGAUGAAGCUCUCGACUGGAAAUGUCAGUGCAAAGCACAUUGCUGGGAUGGGCUGGCUCCAGCCACCACUGCCCAGAGCCAGCUGCAGGGCAGCAGGGCCUUGGGGCUGUAAAAGCCUCUGCCCACGCUGGGGAUGGUGUGUGAGAAGCUGAUUCUGGUGUGAGGUGUUGAUUUUUCACUCCCAAAAAACGUAGUUGUGUCAGAUUCAGUGCCAGGCACUGAACAGAAACCAGGGGGACCCUGGAGCCCCCAGCUCAGGCUGGCACAGGGCCUGGGGAGCCCCAGGCCAGUUUGGGGUGACACUAAAGCACAAGGUCCCAACGCAGGUGGGUCGACGAGGGGUGGCCCCUGGGACCCUGGCCCCCCAGAGCUCCAAUGGGACCAUGGGCUGAGACAGGAGGAGGAGGAGGACUGGGAUGAAGGCUCUUGGCCUGUGAGUGAGCUGUUCCAUCCCUGUGCACUGUGCUGGCUGCACAACUGAAGUCCCCUCUGGUGGUCUCAGAGCCCCUCUGAGAGCCCCCCCGGGGCAGGGACACUUUGGAGCUGCCUUUGUACCACACCUGGAUCUGUGACCAGGGUGUGAUCAUACCUGCACUCCUUCCUCAAGCUGCUGGGUCAUGCCUCUUCCCCCAGGGCCUAACUCUUGCUCUGGGGGUCUCCUCACCCCCAGCACACAGCUCCAGCCUCUGUGCAGGGGGCAGGGCUGCCCCAGGGCUGAGCUUUGCACAACAGGGGUGGACCAGAGUCAGGAGCCUAAAAGCACUGGAUCCCCAAACCACUGUGAGCCCUCCUGAGCAGUGUCCCCUCCUGCCACCUACAGCUCCGAUGGCACAGGCUGGGCUGGCCAGCUGCGAGCAAUGGGAGCUCUGGGUCCCAUCCUGUCCCCCCCAGGUGUGAUGUUCCUCCCCACCACCUCUCAGCACAGCUGCUCAGGGGUCUCAGUUGCUGCCUCCUGCCUUGGUGCUGCAAACCCAGUGCCUGCUUCCCACGGUGCUCUCCCAGUGCUCCUCACCCCUCCUUCCUGUGCUCCUCACCAGUCCUGCCCGUGCCCCCACUGGAGAGAGUCCAGGUACCAUCCCUGAUCCCUGCCAAGCACAGGGUUCCAGCUUGCUUCCCACAGGCUCCCUGGAGCUUCACUGUCUCCUGCAGGCUGCACAUCCUCCUGAGCCCCCCUCACCCUUCUGGGAAGGGACGAGGACCCUCAGCCCCUCCAGGUGCUGCAUGGUGCUCCAGCUGUGACUGGGACAGGCCCAGCUCCCAGAAAAGCAGAGCCCUGCACCUCCCUCCUGCCCAGGGCUCGUCCCCUCGCCCAGCACAGCUCUGCCCUGGCUCCUUCCAGCUCUGCCCUGGCCUGGGAGCCCCGGGUGCAGCCCAGCGAGGCUGGGGCAGCUGCAGCACUGUGUCCCCUGCUCCAUCUCUUUCUGCACAAGGAGCACAACAGCAGAUGCCUUUUCACACUCGGAGCUUUUUCCAGAGGCCAGCUGCUCUGGAGGCUGCUGUGGCCUCUGUGGGGGUUUGUCAGAGCAUGAGGUGUGUGUGUGUUUUCUACCUUGGUGUGUUCCUGUAAAUAGUGUAAGUUAUUGUGCUCUCCUGCUGUACGUUUUUUCAAUGGCUGUUUGUUUCUUGCCUUUUUGUCUUUGCAAAUAAAAUGUUCUGGACAUGAA